AUGGCAAAGGGAGGCAAACUCACAAAACUGAAAUCAGUGCUAAGGAAAAUGCAGUCUUUCAAGCUUAACCGGGCCAGCAGCAGCUCUAUUGUUGCCACAAACAACUUCUCUGACGAUGACUACUCCAACGCCAAAAAUCUCCACCCUGUCUACGUCGGCAAGUCACGGCGGCGCUAUAUGAUCACUUCCGACGUGUUGGACAAUCCGCUGUUCCGGGAACUCGUGGAAUAUUCCGGAGACGGAGAGAACACGAUCACCGUUGGAUGCGAAGUUGUGAUGUUUGAACACUUGCUGUGGAUGCUUGAAAAUGGUGAUCCUCAGCCGGAGUCAUUGGAGGAGUUGGCGGAGUUCUAUGCAUGCUGA
Molecule: messenger RNA, 363 nt
Organism: Fraxinus pennsylvanica
Lineage: Eukaryota; Viridiplantae; Streptophyta; Magnoliopsida; Lamiales; Oleaceae
Source: the annotation of a GenBank genome assembly